This is a messenger RNA of Ruditapes philippinarum (Manila clam), 1533 nucleotides long. RefSeq names its product ADP-ribosylhydrolase ARH1-like. Lineage: Eukaryota; Metazoa; Mollusca; Bivalvia; Venerida; Veneridae. Gene Ontology annotation, molecular function: ADP-ribosylarginine-[protein] hydrolase activity; magnesium ion binding. The transcript has a single exon. The record is from RefSeq and is a predicted model, not a curated record. Bases 16 to 1146 code for a protein of 376 amino acids. Gene Ontology annotation, biological process: protein de-ADP-ribosylation.
AUUUAAACUUUUAAAAUGGCACACAGGCCAAAUCUAUAUGUUUCAAGUAAAAUGAAUGAACACAAAGACUGGUCAGUGCAAACAAGUAGAGCACGUUAUGUUGAUGGUAUGGUGCUAAGUGGUGUUGGAGAUGCACUUGGAUUUAAAAAUGGUGAAUGGGAAAUGUGCAAUGUCGGAGCGCAGAUCCACAGAGAAUUACAACUGUUAGGAGGACUAAGUAACAUAUGUAUAGAAUAUUGGAAAGUAAGCGAUGACACUGUUAUGCAUCUGGCUACAGCUGAAGCUCUGAUACAAAACCAAUGUUAUCAAGAUAAAGAAAAUCUGUAUUCAUUAUUAGCUCAAGCGUACAAAAAUUGCAUGUCUGAUAUGAAAGGGAGGUCGGCUGGGUUAACAUGUAUUGAUAUGUGCAGACGACUUGAUCCAUUCAAAACGCAUGGCUAUCGCAUUCCGUACAAUUCGAAUGGUGGUGGGUGUGGCGCUGCAAUGAGAUCGAUGUGCAUUGGGUUGAGGUAUCCAAGACCACGAGAUUUGCAUGAUCUAAUAGAGGUUAGCAUAGAAUCUGCAAGAAUGACACAUCACCACCCAACUGGAUAUCUUGGAGCGUUAGCUUCUGCUCUCUUUGCAGCCUAUGCUGUACAGAAAAGGAAACCUUGCACAUGGGGGAUAGGCUUACUGGAAACCACAAGACUUGCCCAAAACUAUGUGAAAAAUAAAGGUUUAUUUGUUGCUGAAAAUAUGAAAGACUGGGGUUAUUUUGAAAACAAGUGGGAACAAUUUUUAGAUAUAAGAAACAUACAUGAUGGAAGACGAGAACCAAGUUAUUCGUUAGAUUUUGAUGACGUGAGAAAGAGAGAUCAAUUUUAUAAAAUGAUGAGUUAUGAAAAUAUCGGAGGAGCCAGUGGUCAUGAUGCACCGAUGAUUGCAUACGAUGCCUUGCUUGCUUGUAACGGAAACUGGGAGGAGCUAUGUAAACUAGCAAUGUUCCACGGUGGUGACAGCGACAGCACUGGUGCGAUUGCAGGUUUUCUAUUUGGGGUUUUGUACGGCAUUGAAGGAGUUCCAAAAAGGAACUUUCACCACUUAGAGUAUCGUGAAAGAUUGGAAAGAGCUGGAGAAGACUUGUACAACAUUGUGUUUUGUCCUUGACUGAUCAAUAAUCAUAGAAUAACAAUUUAACUUGUUUUAAGUUCAUUUUGUUGAAAAUAAAUUUCCAAUUUUCUGCUGUUAAGUUGAAUUGAAUUGGUUAAAUAUGUCAAAAGAUUAGCGACUAAACAAUUAUUUGUAUAGAAAUAUGUUAAAUGUAAAAUAUAAAGGCGGUCUAAAAUAUUUAAGAUUGUCCACUGUUUUUUUUUUUUAUAAAUCAGAAGAGGUUAAAAAGUUUUCUUUUACCUUUAUUGCCUCACCAUUCAUUUUUGAUGGACAUAAUGCCAGUUUGAAUAAACAAUUAACUGUUAUGUUAUUGUUAUCGAGUGUAUCUUUUGUCCAUUCAGUAAUGUGUCUAUCAAGUUUUUGAUAAAAAAAUGAGAUGCUUUA